AUGUUCAGCAAGUUCUCCGAAGGGAACCAACACGGAAGUAUGCGUGUAAAAUAUAUCUUUCUUGGCGACUAUGUGGAUCGUGGUCGUCGAUCGCUUGAGUGCGUCUGUCUCGUACUAACCCUGAAAAUACUGUUCCCUCGCAAGUAUCAGCUGUUGCGAGGCAAUCACGAAUGCAAAGGUAUCAAUCGUGUAUAUGGAUUUUACGACGAAUUCUUGACCGUUUUGCAUAAGGCUCGUGUUGAGGUUUGCUUGAUGAGACGUCCCUUCAUUCGAAUGCUUCAAUUUCCCUUUCAGGAUGAGGCUGAGAGGUUGUGGUUCGGCUUCAACGAGGUGUUUGCGUGGUUACCUCUGGCUGGUCUUGUUGGCAAAAAGAUUCUUUGUAUGCACGGUGGAAUAUCAGCUUACUUGAACUCACUCGAAGAUAUUCGGAAGAUUCAACGGCCCAUGGACGAACCAAACAGUAAUCCGCUUGCCAUGGAUCUC
This is a messenger RNA of Cooperia oncophora, 483 nucleotides long. NCBI's taxonomy places the organism in Eukaryota, Metazoa, Nematoda, Chromadorea, Rhabditida, Trichostrongylidae. The record is from the annotation of a GenBank genome assembly.